Mucor mucedo is the source of this 1834-nucleotide messenger RNA. RefSeq names its product glycoside hydrolase. Gene Ontology annotation, biological process: N-glycan processing; carbohydrate metabolic process. NCBI's taxonomy places the organism in Eukaryota, Fungi, Mucoromycota, Mucoromycetes, Mucorales, Mucoraceae. The transcript is spliced from 8 exons. Gene Ontology annotation, molecular function: mannosyl-oligosaccharide 1,2-alpha-mannosidase activity; calcium ion binding. The record is from RefSeq and is a predicted model, not a curated record. The coding region runs from base 17 to 1834 and encodes 605 amino acids. Gene Ontology annotation, cellular component: endoplasmic reticulum; Golgi membrane.
AAUAUAUAUAGAAAAUAUGAAUACGUCGGUGUUGACCAAAGUACCCCAUCGUUGGAGGUACAUAGGAUUUGUAACGUUCGCUUGUGUGUUAGUAUAUACAACGUUUCAUUAUAUGCAGGUGCCUACCGGAAAAAUGGAUUAUGUUCUGGAGAGGACAGGCGUUCCGGCGGAUAGGAUCCUAUUCUUUGAUGAGAGUAAUGAGCAAAUAUCAAAUCGGAUACACGGCAUCGAUAAUUUUGAAUCAAAUCUACCGCGAAUUCAAUUUGAUUUCAGUGAAGAAUCAGAAAACAGUAAACAUGUGCGAGAGACAAGAAGAGACGCUAUCAAAUCAUCGUUUCUUCAUGGUUGGAAUGGAUAUAAAAAAUAUGCAUUAGGUGCCGAUGAAUUAAAGCCAUUGACCAAUACGUCAAGCAAUCCUUUUGGGGGUUUAGGAGCUACCAUGAUAGAUAGUCUCAGCACAAUACUUGUGAUGGGUUUAGACGACGAGCUUGAAGAAUUACUGCCUUUGAUUGAAAAUAUUAAUGUCAAAGUUGACGAACAGAUGAGCGUGUUUGAAACCAUUAUCAGAUACAUGGGCGGGCUUUUAAGCGCUUAUGAACUCUCUGAUCAUCCCGGGAAACGUGUUUUACUCGAUAAAGCUGAAGAAAUAGGGCUUGCUUUGUUACCUGCUUUUGAUACAACUUAUGGAUUACCUCACUAUCAUUUUAAUCCGUUUACGAGAGUUUCCAAAACAAAUACAACUUAUUUAGCGGAUGCAGGGACAAUUCAACUAGAAUUUUUUACAUUAUCAUACCAUACUGGAAAUCUUAUUUUUGCAGAAAAGGCACAAGCUAUUACAGAUUUUCUAGAUUCUGCUGAUGAAAGUCAAGGUGUAACUGUUCCAGGUCUGUAUCCUUAUGCUAUUGAUAUUUCCGAGGGGGAGUUUAAUAAAGAUUCUUCUGUAAGUUUCGGAGCCAUGGGAGAUAGUGCUUAUGAGUAUUUUUUAAAGCAAUACAUCUUGGUGGAGGGUCGGAUACCUCAAUUUGCAAGAAUGUAUCAACAAUCCAUCGACAGUAUGAAAUCUCACAUGUUGCUUCAAUUGCCUGGUACCAAUUUUCUGUUUCUUCCACCCUACAGUUCGGAACUAGACCUAAAGUCUGAUACCAUGGACCACCUUACAUGUUUUGCUCCUGGUAUGCUUGCAAUGGGUGCUAAAAUAUUCAAUCGGCCCGAUGAUAUGCAAGUUGCGAAAGGACUUCUAGACACAUGUGUACAUAUGUAUCGGUCAUCAUACACAAAUUUAUCACCAGAGUUAUGGGGAGUAGCGGAUGAAGUUGAGGCGUACGAUCCCUUGACUUAUGAACAGAUAGACGACGACCUGACUGCUGCUCGCAGCUGGAGACUGUGGGGAACUGGGUAUCUAAAUCCCACAGAAUCAACAGAAACACGGGUAUUGAAAGAUGUUGAGACAACUCCUUCCGGCGUAAUAGCUUAUGACGCACGUUACCUGUUACGCCCAGAGACUGUAGAGAGCUUGUACAUUUUGUAUAGAAUAACAGGAGACCCUGUAUAUAGAGAGUAUGGCUGGGUGAUAUAUGAGGGAUUAGAAAAGCAUUGUAGAACAAGCAGCGCUUACGCUUCCAUUAAAAAUGUAAAUACUGACGGGACAGAAUCAGGACAAAACCAAAUUGACAGCAUGGAAACGUUCUUGUUUGCUGAGACGUUCAAAUACCUAUAUUUACUAUUCAGUUCCCCAGAAGUUGUUUCCUUAGACAAAUUUGUGCUAAAUACAGAAGCACACCCACUUUUAAGACGUCCCUGGACAUUAAAUUUAAAGAAUAAUAAUAAACCAUAG